Messenger RNA from Ooceraea biroi (clonal raider ant), 2896 nucleotides. RefSeq names its product zinc finger BED domain-containing protein 1. Lineage: Eukaryota; Metazoa; Arthropoda; Insecta; Hymenoptera; Formicidae. Gene Ontology annotation, molecular function: DNA binding; protein dimerization activity. The record is from RefSeq and is a predicted model, not a curated record.
GAACAAUAUUUUGUUGAUGGCAGUUGUUGAAGGCGGACGAAUCAGUACGGCGCUGCGUGCGCAUUUACCGUGUGAAUACAAUAGCGGAAAACGGUCGGACAAAGGAAGUAGAGAACGCUGGGCUUCGUUAUAAUCGUUAUUCAACUCGAGUCGAGUCGAGCAGCACGACGUUCGCCGCCAUUACGCCAUUACACUCGAAUCGAUCAGGCGAUUUAUGCAGAUCACGAUAUCCCUCGUGCGUACGGCGCAAAAGUCGAUAUCAUCGCGGAUGAAUCGCGGUGGUCGAUAGUGGAUCCACGAGCAUCGUUCUGUUCCGCGAGAAAUUGAACUUCGAUAUCUGGCGGAAUAAGUCAUCGGCACACGAGGUGAGACGCGGGUAAAUUCGUCAGAAGCGGCGAAAACGCCGUUCGGCGAGAACGGUCGCGAGGCCACUCGUCUCUCGGGUACGCGUCUUCAAGCUACCUGCAGGCUUUAGGUUAUUGAACGCAAUGCGUGUUUAAUUAAGUUUAAACGGACAAACGGACGGUCAUGGAAAAUAACAAGCAAUUAGUGGCAUCGAACAGCUCGGUGAAACUGAGUAGCACGCCGGACGACGGGAAGAACGAUAUACAAAUGGUACUGGCGAAAAUGAUGGAAGAGAAGCACACGUACACAUAUAAGAAACUGGUAGUGCCUCCAUCAAUGAGGAGCAUUUACUGGAAAUUCUUUGGGUUUCCAGCGACCGAUGAAGGUGAUAUCCUCACGAAAGUAAAGAUUGUAUGUGUGCUAUGCAAGACGCAAAUCGCUUACAACCGUAACACGAGCAAUCUACGCAUGCACCUGCAAAACAAGCAUGCCCAAGAGCUGCUGGAGCUGGAGUCGGCGAAUCCACCUUGCAGGCAGAUCGUCUCGCAGGAUCACAAGGAGCGCAAGGCGCAGAAGAGAUUGCUCAAGGCAGGUUUGAGCCCAGCGAAAUACAUCUACACCACCAAUGUGGAUGGCACGGUCCAGAUAGACGGUGACAUACAAUUCGUCACGGAUCCUAACAUAACAUUGUCAAACAUAGAAGACGAUAUCACUAUUGGCCAGCCGUUGAGAGUGAUGAUCAAGGGUGGAUCCAACAGUAAUAAUCAGAACGUAGCUUUUCUCAUGUCAGAUGACAACACGAUGAAUCAAUCAGAGAUCGAUGGCAAAACCCUGUCGGACGCUGUUGCGGAGUUCAUCGUAAUGGAUCUUCAAUUACCAGAGAUUGUAGAAGGUCGCGGAUUUCAGAGGCUUGUUGCUACCUUGCGCUCACCCUGUGAAAUCCCCAGCAAGAACAAAUUAGAGGAGGAGAUAAUACCAAGGAUAUACGAGACCUUCCGCGUGUCUGUGGCAGCGUCGUUGUCCUGCAUCACGUCCGAACUGGCACUGACGUUCGAAGAAUGGAAAUCAAACGACACCGAAAGCUUCGUUACCAUAUCAGUUUAUUAUCUGAAUGUCGAAGAAGCUGAAUUGGAGUGCAAGAUUUUAAGCACUGUUCACGCACCAUCGGAUUGGGAGGAGAUACAUUGGAGCAACAUGAUAGACACUCUGUUACUCGAGUGGGACCUCAAAAUCGAGAAGAUAACUGCGGUGGUUGUCAGCAGUUCGAGAACGGAAUUAAUCAUGGCAUUGACUAAUCGCAGCUUGACUAUUGUGCCCUGCUUGCUCCAUACUCUACAAGUAUGCGCGCAAGCUUGCUUCGAUAAUCCAGAUGUGGCUCACAUAUUGACCAAAUGUAGAGCAGUGAUUGGAGCCAUCAUAAGCCAUCCAGGAACAUAUGCAGCACUGUCCAUGCAGGAGCAAUUGUCAGCGUUGAAAGAAAAUGCUAUGUUGCUGGAUUAUCCUGGCGUAUGGAUCUCUACGCACAACAUGCUGGAACAAAUGGUGCUACGUCGUAGUAUUAUCACAACUAUAUUAGAAAACAUGGAAGGAAUGGAUCAAGAAUUGGUCGAGAUUACCAACGACCAGUGGAAAAUUAUGGAGGAUCUCGUGACUGUUCUCGAGCCGUUUAAAGUUACUACUAUGACACUCAGCGAGGAAAAAAUACCUCAAAUAUCGUUGUUGAAGCCAUUACUUUGGCAACUUGUGUCCUCGCAUCUCAAAGUACAAGAAUCGGACAGCGAGACUGCCAAGUCUUUCAAGGAAUCUCUGUCGGAUAUGUUAUGCGAGCGAUAUGCGGACGGCAACGUUACGCUGCUUCUACAAAUUGCAACUACUUUGGAUCCCAGAUUUAAAUCAAUGCCGUAUGUCACUGAAGAAGAUAAAAACAUAGUUAGUGUUCCGAUAAAGGAGAUGCUGACGAAAUUAAUGCAGGAGGACUCCGGCAAUAUUUCAAUAAAACACGAAGACGAAAUGCCACCAAGCAAAAAAAGUCGAUUAUCAGGAAUGGAGCUUCUACUUGGCGGCUUGUGCGCUGCAAAGAGCGGGAUGCCCGCAGAAGAGAAAGCGGAUCUCGAGCUUGUACAAUAUCAAUCGGAAGCCACGGCGUCUCUCGAUAGUUGCCCGUUGCAAUGGUGGCUUCGAACGUCCGCGAAGUGCCCGAACUUAACGAAGUUAGCGAACAAGUAUCACUGCGUGCCCGCGUGUUGCGCACCGCCAACACGAAUUCCGCCGGAAAUGCAGAUUCAGUACGAUACGAAGCGAGCGGCUUUACCACCUCACCUGAUUGACAAAUUGCUCUUCCUGCACGGCAAUCAUACAGUGUAAGUGGCAUAGCACUUGAACAGGUUGUUGAAGAAAUAUCUCAUUCUAAUGUACAUACAAUAUUUUUAUAAAAAAACUACUUCGGUCUUUCGCGAUGCAGUCAGCGCAAAACGCAAAUCGCAAAGUGAUAUGCAUGUACAUUUCAAAUGCAAGUGUAUAUACAUGAUUCCUGAAAUCGAACAAGUAUCAC